GUUUAUGACUCCGGCUGUUGCGACAGCAUUCUUCUGGAGCUGCGGGAAUAUCUGCCAAAAUACUUCGGUGUCUGGUCACCACCUACUGCACCAAAUGAUACGUAUCUAAAACUGGAAGAUGUGACCCGUAAGUUUAAUAAGCCUUGCAUAAUGGAUGUAAAAAUAGGUCAGAAAAGUUAUGAUCCGUAUGCUUCAGCUGAGAAGAUACAGCAGCAGGUCAGCAAGUACCCGCUGAUGGAAGAGAUUGGCUUUUUGGUACUUGGCAUGAGGGUUUACCACGUCUCUUCUGACAGCUAUGAGACACAAAACCAGCACUAUGGACGGAGCUUGACCAAGGAAACAGUAAAGGAUGGCAUCUCAAAGUUUUUCCACAAUGGGUACUGCUUGAGAAAAGAUGCGAUAGCUGCCAGCAUUCGGAAGAUAGAAAAAAUUUUGGAGUGGUUUGAGGGCCAGGAGCAACUCAACUUUUAUGCGAGCUCAUUGCUGUUUGUUUACGAGGGUUUGUGCCAGGCAACAACCGUGCGGUUGAGUGAUGUCACCUUGGCAGAGAAGAGGGGAGUGCCCAAAGGACUGUUAUCAGGUGGAGACAUACUGGAGUAUAAUAAUAACAUUCAUGUAAUAAAUUCUACAGAGAACGGAAAAAUUGAGGCCUCUGUAAGUAAAGGCUUGUCCAAAUUUUAUGCACUUCACAAAAAAGCAUACUCGAAGAGGCACCACAGUCAACUCUCACUGAAGGUGGAAAAUUUGGAGCAAGACAACGUGUGGAAAAGCAGCACGUGCAUUACACAGGAGCAUCUGAAUGGAAAUGUUAUACCCCAACUGGAAAAAGUUUUCUGUCACAUGCCAGCAGAGACCAAGGAAAGUGCAAACGUAGAAGUCCGAAUGAUAGAUUUUGCUCACGUGUUUCCUAGCAACACAAAGGAUGAGGGCUACAUUUAUGGUCUAAAGAAUUUAAUCACAGUACUUCAAAAUAUUUUGGAUAACUAAAUUCUUUGCUAUGUUUUUUACUGGGGGCCAAUGAUAAAGAAGAG
Merops nubicus (carmine bee-eater) is the source of this 1031-nucleotide messenger RNA. RefSeq names its product inositol polyphosphate multikinase (gene IPMK). Gene Ontology annotation, biological process: inositol phosphate biosynthetic process. Gene Ontology annotation, cellular component: cytoplasm; nucleus. The annotation marks the transcript as partial. Gene Ontology annotation, molecular function: inositol tetrakisphosphate kinase activity; inositol-1,4,5-trisphosphate 3-kinase activity. The record is from RefSeq and is a predicted model, not a curated record. NCBI's taxonomy places the organism in Eukaryota, Metazoa, Chordata, Aves, Coraciiformes, Meropidae. The transcript has 4 exons.